Molecule: messenger RNA, 1224 nt
Organism: Meira miltonrushii
Lineage: Eukaryota; Fungi; Basidiomycota; Exobasidiomycetes; Exobasidiales; Brachybasidiaceae
Product: alpha/beta-hydrolase
Exons: 1
Biological process (GO): proteolysis
Molecular function (GO): serine-type carboxypeptidase activity
Source: RefSeq, a predicted model, not a curated record
CCGACUUUACCAUUCAAAACCAAAAACUCUUGGGCAGGUAACAUCCCAAUUACAGGUACAACUGUUCAAGAUGCAACUCUGUACUUCUGGCUAUGGGGUAAAGAUGCCAAAGAUUCAGGCGAUGAUUUGGUCAUUUGGUUAAAUGGUGGGCCGGGUUGUUCAAGUCUAACAGGAAUGGUGCAAGAGAACGGUCCCUUUUUGUACCUGAAUAAAAAUUACAAACCAUUCCCAAACGGAUACAGCUUUACAAGAGCAGCCAAUGUACUGUACGUUGAACAGCCUGUACAUACGGGAUUCACCACCGGAAUCACAGAAAACACAAAUGAAGACGAAGUUGCCGCACAAUUCGCCUCUUUUUUGGCAAACUUUUACAAAAUCUUCCCCGAGUUGGCAACAAAGAAGCUCUGGAUCACCGGGGAGAGUUACGCCGGGACUUAUAUCCCCUAUAUCAUGACUUAUCUUUACCAACAAGGCCAAACACCUCAAUUAGCAGGUGGUAAGAUCAACGAUGGAUCGAUCACCGACCAAAGACUUCAAGAAGAUGUUGUAGUCUACCAAUUUUCCGUUCAACAUCAAAAAGCAUUAAACUUUACCGACGAUGACAUUGCUCAAAUCAAAGCUGAAUCGGAUAAAUGUGGAUUGACCACAUUUGUUGAACAAAAUUUGAAUUACCCACCGAAAGGAAGACUACCAGGCUACUCCGAUUCAUGUCAACCCUACGAUACUUAUUACAACUUGGCGAACCAAAGAAACCCACAAUUCAACGUUUACAAUAUCGAUAUUCCCUCUCCGGACCCAAACAGUCCGCUCGGUUAUCCUAACAGUGGAGCUGCACAAUAUUUGCACAAGACCUUCUUUGAUAAUUACGAUCUGCAAACAUACAUCCAUGCACCGCAUCAAAAAUGGGUUGAAUGUGCAGUGGUGUUUGUAGCCGACAAAGAUACAAGCAAGAAGCCAGACAGACAACCAAAUUUCAAUCAUAGCAUCUUGGCAAACAUUAUUGAAAAGAGUAAAAAUUUCAUUAUCAUGAAUGGAGAUUUAGAUGGAUUAUUGAUCACAAAUGGUACUUCUUUGGCUUUGCAAAAUCUUACAUGGAAUAACGCCCAAGGGUUUUCAAAACCCCCUGUAACGCCACUUUACGAUUUAGAAGGAAAUCAAAAGGCUGUCUCUACCCACGAAAGGGGAUUAUCUUAUGCAACCGUACCGGGAGCAGGACAUAUGGUA